GGGGCGCUAAUGGCGGCGGAGUGGGGAGAGGGAGAGGGAGAGGGAGAGGGAGCGGCGGCGGCGGCGGCGGCGACAUGGUGUGGGGAGACGGUGCCCCGCGUGAUGGCGAUCGUGAGCGAGAGGGGGUUUCUCCCGCAGCGCGACGUCCACUCCCUUCUCCUCGUUAGCACCUCGUGCUACCGCGCCCUCCUCUCCAUCCCCGCCCCCGCCCUCUGGGAGGUUCUUGAUCUGCAUGAGAUGAAAAACGCAGGAGAUCGACUUGUUUCUGCACUUUCACUGCCCAGGUAUCGACAUGUGAAAAUGAUUAACCUUGAAUUUGCCCAAGAUAUUGAAGAUAGACAUCUACUUCUUUUGAAAAGCAAGGGAAUUGAUUUACUUCAAGAUUUGGAGACUCUAAAUCUGAAUGCAUGUCAGAAGAUCUCCGACAAAGGAAUUGAUGCUAUAACCAGCAUUUCUCCAAAUCUUCGGGCUCUCUCUAUUUAUUGGAAUGUUGGGCUAACUGACUUAAGCAUACAGUACAUCGUGAAGAACUGCAGACAGAUAGUUGACUUGAACUUGAGUGGUUGUAAGAAAAUUUCAGAUAAAAGUUUGCAUCUAAUAGCUGAUAACUACCAAGGAUUGGAGAGUUUGAAUAUCACCAGGUGCAUCAAGUUAACAGAUGAUGGAUUGCAACAGAUACUUCUAAAAUGUUCUUCCCUUCAAAGUUUGAAUCUCUAUGCCCUUUCCAGCUUCACCGACAAAGCUUAUGAAAAGAUAGCAUUUCUAUCUAAUUUGAGAUUCCUAGACCUUUGUGGAGCCCAGAAUCUAAGUGAUGAAGGUCUUUCCUGUAUAGCGAGAUGCGCAAAGUUGGUUUCUCUCAAUUUGACUUGGUGUGUAUGUGUCACUGAUGUGGGAGUGGUAGCUAUUGCACAAGGCUGUAGGUCUCUUGAGUUUCUUAGCUUGUUUGGAAUUAUUGGUGUGACUGAUGCUUCUCUUGAGGCCCUAUCAAAGUCUUGCUCGAAAACUCUAACGACUCUUGAUGUAUAUGGAUGUACUGGCAUUAAGAGAAGGAGCCACAGUGACUUGCUUCAGUUAUUCCUGAAUCUGAAGUGCUUCAAAGUGCACAGCUAGUGUUGAAUUCGGAGCUCAACAUUACGUUGCUCGUGUUUUCAUGAUUAGUUCAUUCUUCCAUAUGGACAUGAAUUCCACAGUAUCUCAGAGCGAUAAGAUAUUGGAGCCAGAAGCCGUUUCCGUUAACGGCCACUGCAAACUGGAGUCUGCCUCUCUCGCUGUUAAAACUAAAUGUCAGGCGAAGGAAACUUUGUUACAUACCAUGGAGGUUUGUAGAACGCAAGAGCUAAGCAUCUUCGCAAUGAAAUGGUAAUUUCUCCAUACUUGUUUUCGGCAUCUCUAACUUAUGUCAGUGACAGCAGCAACUGGACAUUACCUUUCCUGCAAAACAAAGCCGAAGAACAACUUAUUGAAGCACAUUUAGACACUGCAUAAUGCAAUCGAAUCAUAUAGCAAUAACUUAGCAAUGAAAAUGAAGGAAUGCGGAGUUAGACGGUCCCGUGUCGAGGAGAGAUGACACCCGCUCCGAACGGUAACCCGAUCCGCCGGUGUGGGUGUCAUCUCUCCUGACAAAGGUCCCUAACCCCUCUAGUAGUCUCCUCAUUCAAUAUCUUUUCUUGUUUCUCCUAUAUGCUUCGUAGGCAUAAACUCAUAAGGUUAUAUAGAGAAUGGGGAGCUUUUCUUUUCUUCUUCUUCGUCGUUUGCAUUCACAUUGGCCUGGUCAAAGCAUAUGGCCAUUUUAAAUGUUUGGCCAAUGAAACCACGUGCUUUCAUGUGGAAUUUUGGGUCCUCAUAAGCAUUGGAAAAGUGGAAUUUUGAGUUCUCACAA
This is a messenger RNA of Ananas comosus (pineapple), 1879 nucleotides long. Its product is annotated as F-box protein At3g58530. Gene Ontology annotation, biological process: SCF-dependent proteasomal ubiquitin-dependent protein catabolic process. Gene Ontology annotation, cellular component: SCF ubiquitin ligase complex. NCBI's taxonomy places the organism in Eukaryota, Viridiplantae, Streptophyta, Magnoliopsida, Poales, Bromeliaceae. The transcript is spliced from 13 exons. The record is from RefSeq and is a predicted model, not a curated record. Bases 10 to 1110 code for a protein of 366 amino acids. Gene Ontology annotation, molecular function: protein binding.